Molecule: messenger RNA, 687 nt
Organism: Pectinophora gossypiella (pink bollworm)
Lineage: Eukaryota; Metazoa; Arthropoda; Insecta; Lepidoptera; Gelechiidae
Gene: mRpL21
Product: 39S ribosomal protein L21, mitochondrial
Exons: 2
Coding region: 107-634 (175 amino acids)
Biological process (GO): translation
Cellular component (GO): mitochondrial large ribosomal subunit; ribosome
Molecular function (GO): RNA binding; structural constituent of ribosome
Source: RefSeq, a predicted model, not a curated record
UCAACUGUGUUGAACUGUCAGUUUGGCUGUCCGUCUCAGGGUUUUUGAGGUUAUGUUUUCCUCAAUUUCAUAAUGUGUUUUUGAUUUGCUAAUAAAGUAAAUCAUAAUGUCUCUUAUUAGAGCCGGUUUACAGAGGCUGUCUAACAUCUUUAGUGGUGGACAGGGAGGAGUUCUAUCCCGUUUCAUCACAAACUUAGCGCCUAUUGAGAAUAAAGCGCCGGAAGAAACUACAAAAGAUGUUAUUUCAACCUGCAACAAAUUGGCUCAAGCGUCGCGUAAUUUCGCCAUAAUACACCUUUUGGGAAAGCAAUGGAGAGUCACUGACGGUGAUUUGCUCGUCGUGGAAGGCUAUUGGCCACCAAACAUUGGAGAUAAGAUAAAACUUGAGAAAGUAUUACUUGCCGCUAACAAAGACUUCUCACUUAUUGGCCGGCCUUUAGUUCAGCCGGGUUUGGUGAAUGUAACAGCCACAAUUAUAUCCAAAGGUCUAUCUCACACAAGGACACACUUCAAGAAGAAGAGAAGGAAGCAGUUCAUGAGAAUUAACUUCCAAAGAGCUCAACAGACCAUGCUCCGGAUCAACUCAGUUGAAAUUCUAAACAAAAUUAAUGAACCACCCAAAAAUGAAUUUUAGUUUGACCUAGUUUUAAUUUUAAUGUAGAUAAUAAAACAGCAAUUAUGUUUAAA